AUGGCGGGCGCAAGGAACAACGAGCUGCGCAUGACCCUGCUGGGCCUCGCCCUGCUUGGUAUGCUGCUGCUGAGCCACACCGCGGCCCCCGUGGAGGCCGCCGUGAGCGCGGGCGAGGACAGCUUCCCCGUCAACGGCGCCGGCGGGCGCUCGCUCAAAAGCUUCAGCAUGAACGGCGCCGAGGGCGAGAAGGGCAAAGGCGCCAAGCGCACCGAUGGCACCGGCGACUUCUGAUCUGAUCGAUAUCGGCCGCCGUCGAGCACUACUAAAUAAUCUGUUUGAUUAGCACACGUACGUACGCAUGGCCGUAUAUAUGGCUCGUGCGGCGGCG
This is a messenger RNA of Lolium rigidum, 331 nucleotides long. RefSeq lists its product as uncharacterized. The record is from RefSeq and is a predicted model, not a curated record. Bases 1 to 234 code for a protein of 77 amino acids. NCBI's taxonomy places the organism in Eukaryota, Viridiplantae, Streptophyta, Magnoliopsida, Poales, Poaceae. The transcript has a single exon.